Molecule: messenger RNA, 1489 nt
Organism: Prosopis cineraria
Lineage: Eukaryota; Viridiplantae; Streptophyta; Magnoliopsida; Fabales; Fabaceae
Product: RING-H2 finger protein ATL74-like
Exons: 1
Coding region: 688-1194 (168 amino acids)
Biological process (GO): protein ubiquitination
Molecular function (GO): transferase activity
Source: RefSeq, a predicted model, not a curated record
CCCAAAACCGCCCUUUUUUUAUUUUCUUUUAUUUGCUUCUGCCUCCUAUUGAUUCCUUGAUUUAUGUCUCUGCAUGUCAUAUCUCACACCAAAAAUGAAAAUUGAACAAAGCAACAAACAAGCUACCUGUCUUGUUUUCUUUUGCUCGCAUAUCAUCUGUGUCCCAAGUUGCCUCUGCAACCUCCAAACAUUACAUAGCACCUGAACACAGUCACUGCCUCCAAUCUCUACAGAGAAAAUAAUAAAAGCCAUAUAUACCUUACCUUCUCCCCCAUCUUUCUUCUGCAUAGAAAAUUCUACUCUCCCUCCCUCCAUCUCUCUCUACUUUAACCUUCAGAAGAAUUGCCAUAGCCUUGUACCUUAGAAUUUUCAGAUCCUUCGAGGGUUUGAUUGGAAUAGAGUGGAGAGGCUAAGAUACUAUUCACCACUUCCUGUCCUUAUGAUAGAAGAUAUGCUUCUUUGAAUUGCAAGUCUCUUCUGCCCGUUGUUUAUAUUUCAUCAAAUUAAAGACAAUAGCUUUUUGCUGCAUCAUCAGAAGAGAUAAAGCAACAAGCCAGCUACUGCUAAACAAGCGUGAGAUGAUUUUCAAGGCUAUUUGCUCAGAUAACUCAACUGACAUCAAAAGGGUACGAGAAUUUUGAGCUGCUUGAUCGGAAUCAUUUGGCAACACAAGAAAAGAUCUGAUAAAUGGCUCGCCUACUGCUAAGCACAGAUUCAACAUCAAGUCUAUCAGGUCAUGGCAACAGGACAGGGGGUUUUAACACUAGUGAUGCCAAUUUCGACACAAACAUGGUGAUUAUACUAGCAGCCUUGCUCUGUGCACUAAUAUGUGCUUUAGGGCUAAACUCAAUUGUAAGAUGUGCUUUGAGAUGCAGCAGCAGGUUUGCUUUUGAGACACCAGAUGAAGCGGCAGCUCGUGUAGCAGCAAAAGGGUUGAAGAAGAGUGUGUUGUGUCAGAUCCCUAUAGUUGUAUAUGGUUCAUCAGGUGCUACUGAUAUUGGAGCCACUGAGUGUCCAAUUUGCCUAGGAGAGUUUGUGGAUGGGGAGAAAGUGAGGGUUCUUCCUAAGUGCAACCAUGGAUUCCAUGUGAGGUGUAUAGACACAUGGCUUCUCUCACAUUCUUCUUGCCCUACUUGCAGACAGUCUUUGGUUGAACAACACUGUGCAAACACUUCUGGUUCUGGAGAUGUAUAGUUGUGGCUGUGGAUGAGGUUUGCAAAUCUUAACCCUCCACCAUCAACUCAUCAAGAUCUCUACCACAGAAAAAAAGAUGGAGAAACAGAGAAUAUGUUGUUUAUAGCUUUCUAUCUUGGGAUUUUCUUUUUGUUUUGGGGAUUUGCAGCGCAGUUAUUGUGAUUUGUAUGGAGAUAUCUGCUAGGUAAACAUCAGUAAUGCAGAUUAAAAUUUCCUGAUAAUUAUUCCUGAGUGUCCUUUCCCAUUCAGUGCUUGUAAAUGUUCUCUGUUCUAAAGCAGAUGGUACUGAAUCUUG